AUGCGCUGGGCGUUUAUAGGCUUCGUCAUCGAAUUAUACGGUAUACUGGUUCUGUUUGGCGACUUCUUUGCUACGAUUGCGGGGUUCGCCAGGGCAAUUCCGGUCGUGGGGCCAUAUAUUGCGCGUGGAUUGGAGGCAUUGGGGGGUGCAGCGCAGAGUGGGAACGUGCCUGUUUGA
Plenodomus lingam JN3 is the source of this 177-nucleotide messenger RNA. The record is from RefSeq and is a predicted model, not a curated record. NCBI's taxonomy places the organism in Eukaryota, Fungi, Ascomycota, Dothideomycetes, Pleosporales, Leptosphaeriaceae.